AUGGCGGCUACGACGACUAUUGGGUUUGUUUCGCCGACGGGCUUAACCAUCCGUCGCGGUGGACAUAGGGUUUCGUUCAUCCGAUGCUCCGCCUCUCCUCUCACUUCAUCCACUGCUCUCGUGGAGAAACCUUGGACAUCGUAUAAUGCUAGGCUUGUGCUAGAAGACGGUUCCAUCUGGCCGGCUAAGUCCUUUGGUGCCCUGGACUCGUGUUCGAAUUGGUCUUCAACACUUUCUUGA
Molecule: messenger RNA, 240 nt
Organism: Microthlaspi erraticum
Lineage: Eukaryota; Viridiplantae; Streptophyta; Magnoliopsida; Brassicales; Brassicaceae
Source: the annotation of a GenBank genome assembly